CGUCGCGAUGCUGCUGCGCCUGCUGCUGGCCUGGGCGGCUGCGGUGCCCACCCUGGGCCAGGCCCCCUGGGCCACGGAGCCGCGCGCCGCCUGCGGCCCGGGCAGCUGUUACGCGCUCUUCCCGCGGCGCCGCACCUUCCUGGAGGCCUGGCUGGCCUGCCGCGAGCUUGGGGGCGACCUGGCCACGCCGCGGACCCCCGAGGAGGCCCAGCGCGUGAACAGCCUGGUGGGCUCCGGUCCGGCCAGCUGGCUGCUGUGGAUCGGGCUGCAGCGGCAGGCCCGGCAAUGCCAGCCGCAGCGCCCACUGCGUGGCUUCACAUGGACCACGGGGGACCAGGACACAGCCUUCACCAACUGGGCCCAGCCAGCCACGGGCGGGCCCUGCCCGGCCCAGCGCUGUGCGGCCCUUGAGGCAAGUGGCGAGCAUCGCUGGCUCGAGGGCUCGUGCACGCUGGCCGUCGAUGGCUACCUGUGCCAGUUCGGCUUUGAGGGCUCCUGCCCAGCGCUGCCUGGUGAGGCGGGCCAGGCCGGCCCAGCAGUCUACACCACGCCUUUCCACCUGGUCUCCACCGAGUUUGAGUGGCUGCCCUUUGGCUCCGUUGCUGCCGUGCCGUGCCAGGCUGGCAGAGAAGCCUCCCUGCUCUGUGUGAAGCAGCCCGACGGUGGUGUGGGCUGGUCACGGGCUGGGCCCUUGUGCCCUGGUACUGGCUGCGGCCCCGACAACGGGGGCUGUGAACACGAGUGUGUGGAGGAGGUGGAUGGUCGGGUGUCCUGUCGCUGCACCGAGGGCUUCCGGCUGGCGGUGGAUGGGCACAGCUGCGAGGACCCCUGUGCCCAGGCCCCAUGUGAGCAGCAGUGUGAGCCUGGUGGGCCACAGGGCUACAGCUGCCACUGUCGCCUGGGUUUCCGGCCAGCCGAGGAUGAGCCACACCGCUGCGUGGACACAGAUGAGUGCCAGAUCGCAGGCGUGUGCCAGCAGAUGUGUGUCAACUACGUCGGUGGCUUUGAGUGCUACUGCAGUGAGGGCCACGAGCUUGAGGCCGAUGGCAUCAGCUGCAGCCCUGCUGGGGCCAUGGGUGCCCGGGCUUCUCAGGACCUUGGGGACGAGUUGCUGGAUGACGGGGAGGAUGAAGAGGAUGAAGAUGAGUCCUGGGAGGCCUUUGAUGGUGGCUGGACAGAGAUGCCUGGGAUCCCGUGGAUGGAAGCCACGCAGUCGUCUGACUUUGGCCUGGCCUAUAGACCUAGCUUCCCAGAGGAUGGAGAGCCACGGAUGCCCUACCUGGAUCCCACCUGGCCACCCCCGCUUAGUGCUCCCAGGGUCCCCUACCUCUCCUCAGUGCUCUCUAUCACCCGGCCUGUGGUAGUCUCUGCCACACGCCCCACACUGCCUUCAGCCCACCAACCCCCUAUUAUCUCUGCCACACGCCCACCCCUGGCCCCUGCCCCUCAGCCCCCUUUGAUCCCUGCCAUGCAUCCAUCUUUGCCCUCUGACCACCAGUUCCCCAUGAUUUCGGCCAAAUAUCCAGAUCUGCCUUCAGCCCACCAACCUCCUGUUAUCUCUGCCACAUACCCAGGACCAACCCCUGCCCACCAGCCCCCAAUUAUCUCAGCCAAAUAUCCCGAACUGCCCCCUGCUCACCAAUCCCCCAUGUUUCCAGAUACCCAGGCCAUUGAUACCCAGACCACCACUCAUUUGCCUCGAAUCCCAGCUAACCACACCCUUCUGAUCACCACCUCCAGUCCCCAUCCACCCAGUGUGACUCCAGAUGUCCCAGUCCUCAAAGCCAAGGCCCCCCACCUUCCCAUUACUUCUACUGUCCAGCCUUUUCUGACCACUACCUCCAAGUCCCCUGUACUCCCUGCCCAUCAAGUCCCUGUGCCUGCUGCCACCCAGGCCCCAGCUUUCCACACUUCUCUGCCUGGUCAGAGCCCCACUAACCAGACCUCACUCACCAGCCCUACACACCCCCAUUCCAAAGCCCCACAAGUCCCAAGGGAAGGGGCCCCUGACCCUAGUCUGACCCCAUGGCUGCCCUCAGCAGCUCCCACAGCUGCCCCGACAGCCCUGGGGGAGGCCAGUCUAGGAGGCCGCAGUCGGAGGGAUGAUCGGUGGCUGCUGGUGGCACUCCUAGUGCCCGCAUGCGUCUUCUUGGUGGUCCUACUCGCACUGGGCAUUGUGUACUGUACCCGCUGUGGCCCCCACGCACCCAACAAGAGUGUGACCGACUGCUAUCGCUGGGUCACCCACACUGGGAGCAAGGGCCCGACGGAACCUGCGCCCCACCGGGGCAGCCUCACAGGGGUGCAGACCUGCAGAACCAGCGUGUGAUGGGGCGCAGCACCCCCUCUGCGGGGUGGGGGAAAGAAGCAUGCGUUGGACACAUGUCUCAGGCUGCACCAGGGACCCAUGCGGGCUGCCCAGCUGGACAGAGGGCUUCCUGCUCCCCUGGGCCCAGCCAGACUCCUCUCUCACUCAACCACUAGACUUGACUCAGGAACUCUGUUUCCUGGCCCAGCACUCACGACAGAGGAGAUGCUGAGGCCUCCAGGACCUCUGGGGGUGGGUGCUGGGAUCUUCUCCAAUAAACGAGGUGCCAACCUCACCCAGA
This is a messenger RNA of Camelus dromedarius (Arabian camel), 2609 nucleotides long. It is a transcript of the gene CD248, whose product is annotated as CD248 molecule. The transcript has a single exon. NCBI's taxonomy places the organism in Eukaryota, Metazoa, Chordata, Mammalia, Artiodactyla, Camelidae. Gene Ontology annotation, biological process: cell migration. Gene Ontology annotation, cellular component: extracellular matrix; external side of plasma membrane. Gene Ontology annotation, molecular function: extracellular matrix protein binding; calcium ion binding; extracellular matrix binding. The record is from RefSeq and is a predicted model, not a curated record. The coding region runs from base 8 to 2329 and encodes 773 amino acids.